This is a messenger RNA of Austrofundulus limnaeus, 7546 nucleotides long. It is a transcript of the gene dlc1, whose product is annotated as DLC1 Rho GTPase activating protein. Bases 411 to 5954 code for a protein of 1847 amino acids. Gene Ontology annotation, molecular function: lipid binding; GTPase activator activity; protein binding. Gene Ontology annotation, biological process: actin cytoskeleton organization; regulation of Rho protein signal transduction; signal transduction. The transcript has 17 exons. Lineage: Eukaryota; Metazoa; Chordata; Actinopteri; Cyprinodontiformes; Rivulidae. The record is from RefSeq and is a predicted model, not a curated record. Gene Ontology annotation, cellular component: membrane raft; focal adhesion.
AUAGGCCGUAACAACUGUUUUUACUUUACAUAACUAAAUGUAGAUGGUGGGCUUUAAUGUGAAACUCAGAAACACAUUACUUGGAAACUUAUUGGUUUCCCAUGUGAAAUCAACAUAACAACGCUUCCUGACAUUUUAUACUGAUCCAGCUGAGUUUAUACUUCCCAGGGACUUGUGAAUACAGAGUAAUUGCCACCCACUUGAACUUUAACUUCACGACUUCCUUUUCACGUGAGAAGCGGAACAAUAUUUACCAUAUUGACRUUCGCAAAUUCAGUUACUGUAAACUUAGGGCAAGUGAGUACUUAAUGUUCCUUACUUCCAUUUUCCUUCUCAGUUACAGCAGAUCUGCUUUUUAUAUUAAGCCUGGUUUAAAUAGCAGCUCUAUGGGAUAGAACGGGGUUUCCAUCAUGCUGGUCGCCAUAAGAAAAAGAAGUUGGGAAGAGCAUGUGACUCACCCAUCAGGUUUAAAGUAUAGUUAUGAUGAUCUGGAUCUGGUCUGCUGUCAUGGAGUUGACAGKGAUGGGGUUUGGAUUGGCUCAGGGGCUUUGAAACAAGGCAGACGGACCCGGUGYGCCUCAAUGCCAGAGGGGUGCCCACUGUCUAAAGAAGAUGUAGGUCUGGUACCUUUUGAUGCAGCUUCUCUUGUUGAUGAUGUCAUUGAAUCAGAACAUCUGAUGCUAAAUAAAAACAAUGGAAAACUGUCAUUGGAUUUGCRGGAUUCUAGUUAUGGCCCUGAGCAUCUUCCAACCAUUUCUGUAGUCCUAUGCUGUCAGCCAAACAGUAGGAUUUCUAGUGAUAAUAUUUCUUGUACAACAGAUCCCAAUGAUCAGGUUGAGAAGACUCUUCAUUAUGAAAAUGACAUUGACUCAGAGAUUAGCCAGGGUCCCAUCUGCGAUGACGAAGUUGUCUUUAAAAGUCCACAAAUCUCUGAUGAAGAGCGACAAUACAUCUCUAUCUCUUCAAACAAGGAGGCUUCAUUGUGUGAAUCUGCUGGUGAGCAGCCUGGCGACAUUCCAAACUAUCAGGAGACAAAGGAGAGCCACACAGAGAGUUACAGCAGAUCUCCUCGAAUCUCUGAGGCCGCACUGAACCAUUCCUCUGCAGUGGAACCUCCAACCCACUGCUCAGAUGUUGCUCAAGGAUUUAUUUUUAUCUUGGACCAAGCUGGUACAAAAGCACCUGUUUCUGUGCAGCAAGAUUUGGAAAACAAGAUGGAGCGUAACCAUGCAAAGCCACUUUCUGGCAUACCUAUGGAACCAGUAGUGACUGCUUUAUUAGAUGGAGAAAUACCUGGAUGCAUGAGCACUACAGGCCAGAGUUUUGCUUGCAAGCUGGAUGGACAGAAUGAUUUAGAAACUCUAACUGAAACUGCUGGAUGCAAUCAUUGCUCAAGAAAUGUUCAAGGAGAGCAGGAUUACUGUGCUGUGGUGUUGGAUCAGGGUAAUGAUUGUGAAAUAUUUAGCCAGACGUUGCUGGAGCAGUGUAAUGUUGAAAUGACAGCAGGGAACUGGCCUCAUGGAGAGGAAAGUGCACAAGGAGAGAGCAGUGAUGGGGAAACAUGUGUUGAGCAGGGGGCUGCUAACACGUUGGAUCCUGGAGUCAAAAAGCAGCGCAGCUCUUUGACAUCGAACCAAACUGUAUCACUCAAACCACUGAGUGCUGGACAUUCAGAAGAUCACUCUCAGACAAACACUAUCCAGUGUGCAGAUCAAAUGAAGACAUGUUUGAGUAAGUCAGCAGAAAAUAUUGAGCAGCUGAAAGAGCUGACUGUUUGUGAAGAUCCACCUUUAUGUUAUCCUACGGAAAAUAGUUGUUCAAAACUAGAGACCAUMCCAGAGAACAGCAUCGAUGAACCUGGAGACAACACUUUGCUGAAAUCACUAAAAUGUACCAAUGGUGUUAUGCAAUACCCAGUUCAYUCUAUCCAGAUGAAUGAUAAACAUGAAGCUACUGAGCUAUGCACAGAGAACCUGCUGCUGUACUCUGAAGAGGUCAAUGAGGGGCUCCAUGACAACCAAACCUCUGGUUACUUCAGUGAGUCACCUGCCUCAGAGGUGGCAGAUGGUCACAGGGAACACCACAGGACAGAGGCCAAAGUUUCUGCAAUGGAGGAGGUGUCAGAGACCAAAUCCUCGACUGCUUACAGCGACRCACAACUGUCCUGUUCGGGCUGCAGUGGAACCAGUGAGUCUGGAGUUCCAAAAGAAGAUGAUGUGGUCAAAGUGCGAACAAGAAAGCGUGAACAUGCUCGUUUGGACUCCAUGGUGCUGCUGCUGAUGAAGCUGGACCAACUGGACCAGGAAAUCGAGAAUGCGCUCAGUUCCUCUGUGCAAAACACCCCCAACCUCUAUCAUCUGGAGAACGCUCAAGGAUCUAUGCCARCAGCUUCACAGCCUCUCCCACAAGCACAUGUUACAGCUGUUUUUUCUUCAGUUUCUGCACCAUCCCUCGGAGCAAAGCCUAAAAGUGRGAGCACUUCUGCUGUCCCUGAGAAGAAAAAAGCAGAGAUUGAAGCCAAAGAAGCCUGUACUUGGCUCCGAGCUGCCGGGUUCCCACAGUACGCCCAGCUUUAUGAAGACGCCCAGUUCCCCAUUGACAUUUCUUCAGUCACCAGGGACCACGACUUCCUGGAUCGAGAUGCUAUUGAGGCUCUCUGCAGGAGACUGAACACUCUCAACAAGUGUGCUCUAAUGAGACUGGAGAUAUCACCACAAAGAAAAAGAAGCGAGGACUCAGAUGAGGAUGAGCCUUGUGCCAUCAGUGGCCGCUGGACCUUCCAGAGAGACAGCAAGCGCUGGUCCCGCAUGGAGGAACUGGAGGUUUUCUCURCAUUUUCUACAGAUGCUGCUCAGCCCGYGUUUGUCAAGGACCAAGCAUCCCAGAAAGUCAACCCCACCCUGCGCGAAUGCAACAGUUCUGAAAGCGUGCUGACAGACCUCAGUGAGCAGCCCGAGGUGAGUUCCAUCCAUAGCAGCGGGAGUGGAGGAAGAGGAGAGAAGAGCCACGGGGCCGCUUCGGUAAAUGAAGCUCUACCUGUCGGCGCCACACGUGCCAGCUCAGUGGCCAGCAUGUGCUCAUCCUCAGGCACUGGAGGGUCUGGAGGCCCCAAUGAAGACUCUCUUUCUGAUGGGUUGCCUCCRUCACCCCUGGAGACGCUCAGACACUUCACCUUUGACGUCAAAGCAGGGGUGGUAGGAGGAAGCUUGGACCGAGGGGGCAGCAGUGGCAAAAGUACACGCUCAAGAGCUAAAAGCUUCCUGAAGAGGAUGGAGAGUCUGCGGCUUCGCAGCAGCUCCUCGUCCAAGAGAAAGAAGAAGGGAAGCACCAGUGGAGGGAGACUAGAAAUCAGCGGCCCUGUUGCCAAACAGGGUCUGGACGAAGACAAACUGAGGAGGCUUAACUGUGUGGACAUCUCAAGCAUCAACUUCAGUCACCACCGCAAUCCCACUCAGACCAUGACCCUAAACCGGAACCGGUCCGUGUCUUACUCCACUCAGACCAGCAAUGGGAGCACUGGGAGCACUGGGAGCAGCCAGUCUGAAGCUAGUAGCGGAAGUGCCGUGAGCACGCCGAGCCCAGUGACCCGAGCUCGCAGCCACAGCACGGCAGCAGGUUCCAAUAAGAGAGGAGGAAUGUAUCUGGAGGGGUUUGACCCUUUCAGCAUUCUCCAGCAUGCAUCGGAUCAACAGCCUCCACCACCCAAAUCCGCCCCACCCGUCCCCUGCAAGGAUAGUAAGGGAAUGUCUGUGGAUGAGCAAAACCGCAGGAACAACUGUGGCAUUCGAGGCAAGAGYAGACAAGAAGAGGAGGAGGAAGAGGAUGAUGAGGAGGGAGGCAUGAUCUUCUUCUAUUUGCCCGAAGGCCACAAGCCUGGAACGUUCCCCAAAGCCUUGCAGGAUGGGAGUUUGCGACAACAUAAAGGCAACGACAACGGAAACUCAGUGACCCUCAGGGAGCGGCAAAGUAGACGCCAGCGCUGGGCCUCUUCGGGCUCCGUGGACAGCCGUCUCAGUUUUUACGACAACGUCCCCUUCACCGAGAGAGAGGAGGCKGAGGAGGAAGAGGGGGACGAGCACAAACUGGAGGAAGUGCUGCAGCACGUCAGCGGCUUCGUCAACGCCUGGUCAGAGGCUGUGGCUGGUGAGGAGGAGGAGGAAGAGGAGGAUGAAGAGGAAGAAGGGGACUCGGAUUCGGCGCUGGACUCUGCGUCCCCCUGCCCGUCCUCUCCUCUGCAAAACCGGCUGGAGGAGACCGAAAAYGGAAGUGACCAGGACAGCACAGGAAACCCGCUGGGCGAAGCAGAGGACGGGAUGAGGGAGAGGAGGGAUUCUGGUGUGGGAGCAUCGCUAACUCGAACCAGUAGACCCCAGAAGCUCCGCUGGCCGAGCUUCCAGAACUCCCAUCGGCCCAGCUUGGCCUCAGCUCAGCUCCAGAUCAGCUGCCAGUCGGUGCUGCAGAUGAAUCUGCUGCAGAAACUCUCCCUUCUGCAGCUCACCGCUCUGCUGGAGAAACACACCCCGAUAAACAAGCAUGGCUUCAGCUGGGCGGUGCCGAAGUUUAUGAAGCGGAUCAAAGUGCGCGACUACAAAGACAGGAACGUGUUCGGUGUGCCGCUUCAAGUCAUCGUCCAGCGGACGGGUCAGCCCCUCCCUCAGGGAAUUCAGCAAGCCAUGCGCUAUUUACGUAAUCACUGUCUCGACCAGGUGGGUCUGUUCAGGAAGUCUGGAGUUAAAUCUCGCAUCCAAGCCCUCCGUCAGAUGAAUGAGGCGAGCGGCGCUGACGGGGGAAGAGUCAACUACGAGGGCCAGUCAGCUUACGACGUCGCCGACAUGCUGAAGCAGUAUUUCAGAGAUUUACCAGAACCUCUGCUCACAAGCAAACUGUCUGAGACCUUCCUGCAGAUCUAUCAGUACAUGCCCAAAGAGCUGCGUCUCCAGGCGGCCCGCGCUGCCGUGCUGCUGCUGCCCGACGAGAACCGCGAGGCGCUGCGCACGCUGCUGUGUCUGCUCAGCGACGUGACGGCCAGCGUGGCCGAGAACCAGAUGACUCCCACCAACCUGGCCGUGUGCCUGGCCCCGUCGCUGUUUCACCUCAACACCCUGCGCCGCAAGGAGAGCUCCUCUCAAAGGGUGAUGAACCGGAAGCAGAUGCUGGGAAAGCCUGACCAACGGGAUCUGAACGAGAACCUGGCUGCCACUCACGGACUGACACACAUGAUCCAGGAGUGUAGGAAACUCUUCAGGAUUCCCGAGGAGAUGAAUCGCUGCAGGAACUCGUACGUGGAGCAGGCUCUGCUGCCACAAAGCUUAGAGGAGCUUGCAAGCGAAGAGGCGGACCGAGGGGGCUACAGGGCCUACCUGCAGGACAGCUUGGACACUCUCCUCAAAGAGGCCAAAGACAAGUUCAAAGGYUAUGACAGCUGCUCCACGCCUGAGCACGCCGAGCUGUCCUACAGGAAGGUGCACGAUGGCUUUCCCCUGCGGCUCUGGAAAGCGAAUGUCGAAAUUCCUGCAAGUCCCGAGGAGGUUCUGUCCCGGGUGCUGCAAGAGCAGGGGCAGUGGGACGAGGACCUGCUGGAAAGCCGAGUAGUGGAGACGCUCGACGAGCGGACAGAGAUCUACCAGUACGUCCGGAACACCAUGGCACCCCAUCCCACUCGAGACCACCUGAUCCUCAGAACAUGGGUAACAGAUCUGCCGAAGGGGGCGUGUGCACUCGUGUGUACAUCUGUGGAGCACGAGGGUGUGCCGGUGGCGGGUGUCCGCGUCAACGUCCUCACCUCACGCUACUUCAUCGAACCAUGUGGAGCCAGCAAAUCCAGACUCACGCACGUUUCCAGGAUUGACCUCAGGGGUCGAUUCCCAGAGUGGUACAACAAACUGUACGGACACUCAUGUGCUGCUGAAGUGGCACGAAUACGAGACUCGUUCACUGUUCCCCUGGACAAAUAAUAAAACGGCAUGCAAUUUGGACCAACAACAGUUACUUGGAUUGAAAUGGUUAUUUCCAGAAGACUGAAGAUGGAGUCAAAGCUUCUUUUUUUUAAGACAAAGCCUGAAGGUUGGAUUGAAGGACGCGUCUGCCUUGGGUCAAAACAGACUGACGUUUAAAACUGUCACAUUUGGACUCAAGAGAUUUAUCUUAACCUGGGGACAUUAUGUUGCUGAUACAGGAUUUAUGGUUCAGACUUUAUCUAAAGGGAUGAUACUGCUUCUGAGAAGCGAGGGAGAACCAAGGUAUGUGUGAGCUUUUGUGUGUGAGUGUAUGUGUGUGUUUGUUUAUAAAAAGCUGGUUAGCGUAUAUAUACCACGCUGGUUUACAGGCAGAGAAAUGUGUGUACAAAAAGUAUUCUGGUCUCAUGGUGUCUGGUAAUGUCUGCCUUCUGUUACCUCUGUCCCCUUUUCUGUUGCAGCAGAGCCCAGGAGGAACUGUAGAUGUUAAUAUAGCGAGCUGAUUGAUGAAUGUAUGGGUGAGGAAAGAUGCAGAUGUGCUGCAAAUACGCAGGCUGAGUGGAAACAAUAGAGACAGGAUGCGGUGAGUUGACAGGUGGGCCAAUAGUACACAGGGUUUUAGUGUUUCCAGGUAGAGAAAGAUGAGUGCUGGUGGCUGGCUCACCGAAAAGAAAGUACUGAUCAAAUAUGAGGCCUCAAUUACUGACAGAUAAAAGUCACUUCAGUCCCUAGAGAAGAAUUUAGUUGAGUCAGUYAUAGUGAGCUUUUUAUGAAAGUCGUUUUAGUUUGUAAAGUUAAAAAAAUAAGACGAAUUUUCAGCGUGCCGAAAUUCUUUAAGGAACAGGAGAAAAAGCUAAUUUGUCGGACCAAAUAAAGAAAACAGCUGAGAGCUUUCCAGUACUAAUCAAAGCACCAGUAGUUGUUUAGUUYAAAGCACAGCACCAUUCACUCAAUUCAUGUUUUUAUAAAUUGUUGUUGGCUGUAAAACACUUAUGUACUUCAAAAAAAAUAAAAACAUUUUCACACACAUGAGAACAGAGGACAUAAUGCACUGUUCAAAAACUCACAACAGAAACCUCAAACUAUAAGAAAAGAUUAGUUGAAAAUGGACAAAAACCAACARUUUUUUUAAAGGGUCAGAUUUUACAGGUUUUACUGUAAAGAAGAGGGUGGAUUGAAUGUUUCUUUUACAGGAAGGGUGUUAAGUUUCACGUAAGCUUCUUUUUCUGCAGUGUUUCAAAAAAGUGAAAUUUGGACCGUCAUAACCUUUUUUUGUUGUUCAUAACAAUCUUCAACAUGCUUCAGUCUGAGGCUGUACAUUGUUCUUGUUGAGUGUGUAAUUAAUUCACUAAGCCAUUUGUUCAUAUCAGAAAAGUUUGUCUUUGCCAAAUAAUAACGCAUGAACAUAACCGGUAAUUUAAAACAAAUAUAUUUAUACCUCAAAUAUGUGUUUGUUUCGUAUCAUUUAUUUUAUUUUAUUGUACAUGUUAUGCUUUGUGUUACCGAAAUGAAAACAUGUUUUAUCUUUUUUAUUAUUAAUAUUAUUUCUGUACAGGUUAAUCAAAGUGCACUAUUAAAUGGAAUUAAAAUAA